Messenger RNA from Octopus bimaculoides (California two-spot octopus), 4857 nucleotides. RefSeq names its product kelch-like protein 25. Lineage: Eukaryota; Metazoa; Mollusca; Cephalopoda; Octopoda; Octopodidae. Gene Ontology annotation, molecular function: protein binding. The record is from RefSeq and is a predicted model, not a curated record.
AAGCUAAUGUUAAAUUCAUCCGGUGCAAUCUGAUGUCACUGCAUCUCCAUCUCGGGGGUUUUUCCUUCCAACCUCUUUACAGAUACACACACACAAACACACAUACACAUAAACACAUGUCCACACACUCAAACACACAUAUCCAUACAUCCUAGUACACACACACACACAUAUAUAUAUAUACACAACAUGCAAGGUGGUUCGCGUACGUUGAGGUGUGUCAUUGUGUAAACAAAAUGAGGGAAAAACUGAAAUGUCCUUUGCUGCCCACUUCUUUAUGAAUGGGAAUUUGAUUUGAUACCAGUAAUUUCCACAGUUGCCUGACCUGCCACAGCACGUGUCCCACUUUUGCUGCAUCUGUUGUCCAGCUUACAUAACCGUUGCCCUGCCUUGCCACACCAGUUUUCUUCAGCAGCUGUACGACUUACCACACAACGGUUGUCCAGUUUAUCAUAGUUAUCGUCGUCCCACCUUCCUAUAGCAACGUCUCCACCAUACCUUGACCAGCGGCUGUUUUCUGUUUUGGCCUAAAACACCAGUUACCCAACGUUAUUACACCGAUAAUGUAGCUUCCCACACAAAUAUCCCCAACAAAACAGUUAAACCUCAUAACAGUGCCUAGUUGUUUAAUUUAAACUACCAUUUGCCUGAGUUACUCUGCCAGUAGUGCCAGAAUGAAUGACAUUGCAAAAGAUCGAUUUGACAACCAAAAUGGAUGUUAUCAGUUGGAAGAGGAUAACAAUCACACGUUUGAGGUGUCCUCUGAUGACAUUUGCAAGUUUGGCUUUUGUGACAUAGGCCUCAUUGUGGAACACGAACUCAUUGAGUGUCACAAACAGGUCCUGUCAGAAAACAGUCAGUACUUCAAAGCAAUGUUUGAAAGUACUAUGAAAGAAAAAUCUCAAAAGACUAUAGACCUUAAAUGUGUGUCGCUCAAUAGUUUCAAAGUGAUUUUAGACUUCUGUUAUAGUAAACCAGCCCCUCUUCUCAUCGACCGCGACAACAUCUUUGAUGUAACACGCAUAGCUGACAUGUUGAAUUUUUCUGAAGUGUUCACAUUAUGCAAGAAUUUCUUAUGGAGUCUUGUAAGUCAGAACUGUUUUGAUGUCCUCAUGUUAGCCUCCACUUUGUUUAUAAAAGAGCUGCACAACUACUGCACUGCUUAUGUCCUCUGGAAUUUCAAAACCAUCAAAGACAAUGAAGAUUUUGUCUUCUUAACUAAAGACGAGCUACAGAACUAUCUCAGUGACAGCAGACUUAAUACAGUUUCAGAGCUUCCUGUGUAUAAAAGUAUUAUUACAUGGAUAAACCAUGAUCCCGGACAACGGACGAAAUAUUUCAAAGAACUAUUUUCAUCGUGUGUCCAUGUUGGUUUAAUGUCCAGUGAAGAAUUAGAAGUUCUUCAAGAAUCAGACCUGGUGAAAUCCACUCCGAAUGUUUUACAAACAGUCGAGUCAGCUUAUGUUGAUCAAGAUUCAAGUGCAGCAAAUAACGACUCAACUGGAGGUUCGAGGAGACCUUCUCAUCUACGACAGAUUCCUCAAGCGCUGUUGUGGGUUGGUGGAGACAAGAGCAGACUCUGCGAUAAACCGAGUCCCCAUUGGAAUGUAAUGAGAUGGGACGCUACUGCCAAAGAAUAUGUGAAGUUGGAUGAUAUGUACCCUGUGACAUCACCGGUGGAAGCUGACAUGGGUUACAGGGUGUGCAGUUUGGGUGUGGAGGUCUAUGUAUUGGGAGGUGAAGCUAAACUUGGAAGUAACAAAUGGCAGAUACAGACCUGGGCUUACGAUUUAUUAAAGAGGAAAUGGGUCAGAAAAGCAUGUCUCCUGCAACCCCGUCGGCACCAUGCUGUUUGUGUCCUUGACGACGACAUCUAUGUGAUUGGCGGAUUUACCAAAUACCGUGAGAUUACAGUCAGCGUCCAUUGCUACCAUUCUAACAAUGAUUCCUGGACAGUAUGUUCUGACUUAAUAAGACCGGAAUUUGCUGCUACGGCCGCUGCACUAAACAACAGAGUAUAUUUAUUGAAGACAUUGAUUAUCCAAUGUUAUAAUCCUUCCAGUAACCAGUGGACAAUCGUCACCACCGAUGUACCACCAGCAAUAACUCCUGGCUUUACUGUCAUGUCAGCUAUUACCGUUGGCAACUCACUCAUCGUACAAAGUGGCUACAACAACAAACUGUAUCUAUACGACCCCUAUGCUGAAGACCAGGACCAAGCAUGGACUGCCCUCGGCUGUUUCAAAGAUGUCUUUGGAAGCUGUGCAGAACUGGAUGGCAAAAUCUAUUGCAUGGGUAAUGACAGUAACCAUAUGGAAACUUAUGAUAUAGAGUCACAGACAUUUGGCAUUGAGAUGUCAGUCUCCUGCCAUUUAUCUCGAAGUUUCUUAGUAACUGUGCCGUUCUACAAGGAAACCAUGACAUAAAACAUUAAGCACCUUAAUGUCAUUUCACUUAAAAAUAAAAAUAUUUUUUGCUGUAAUUUUUUCACUUAGGAGAGCGCCAUAGAGUAGAAGGUAAGCUCCUGACAAACUUGGAGAUCAAGUUUCACUUCCAGAUCAGAGCUGUGUCACUUCACCUACAUCACUAGUACACUUGGAAGAGACAUGAACAUCACAACAUCCAUUCCCUUCAUAACAGUUUUACACUUCACGACCAUCACCUACAGAUGAUGGGAGAAGCCACUACAGAGAAUCUUCCCUGAAACAUUAUGAACAAAAUUGUAACAAUAUCUAAUAUCAAGCCAUAUCUGCCAGCUCUUUGACCAGAAUUUUCUACCAUUUAUUUUACGAGCUUUUUGCUUGUCAUGCAAUAAGACUUAUAUAUAUAUAUACAUAUAUAUAUAUAUAUAUAUGAUUUUAUAUUUGUGUGUGUAUAUAUAUAUAUAUAUAAAUAUAUACAUACAUAGAUACAUACAUGUGUAGUUUAUAUUAAAUUUGCCUUGCAAUACCUGUAAUUUACUAGGUGAAAUGCUUAUGAUCGUUAUUGUUAGAUCCAGCUAUGGUCAGAUUUACUGUGAAACGGAUGUUGUCAAGUCAAUAGAAUGAAGCAUUUUACUGUAUGGCUACUAUUAAUUGCUGUCUUUAAUGCAGGACAUGCUGUCCUACGAAUUUAGGGACUGAAAAGAUGUAGUCCCUACACUAAAUUCAGGAAUUUGUUGAGGCAAGGAAUUUUGCCUUUUACUGAGUAGAUUAACUGACUACAUAGAUGUUCCCUAACUGGUUGUUGUUGUUGUUGUUGUUGUUGUAAGUAAAAUGGUUUGGGUUUGCCUUCCUGCCAUUAAGAAAUUUUUUAUUUCAAUGUCAGAACAGAGAUAAUGACCAUCACCAACAAAUCAUGUGCUCAGUGUCCCCACCGUACAAUUAAAAGUCACCAGCACAAAACUGUUUAAUAUGAUUCUAUAUUUGUGAGAAGAGGAAUUUAUAUCAUGCAUAUUGUUUAUAUCAGUAGGACGGGUGACUUAAUCUUCAUUAUUGAUUUCACUGUAUUUCGGCUGGUGUGGAGGCGCAAUGGCCCAGUGGUUAGGGCAGCGGACUCGCGGUCAUAGGAUCGCGGUUUCGAUUCCCAGACCGGGCGUUGUGAGUGCUUAUUGAGCGAAAACACCUAAAGCUCCACGAGGCUCCGGCAGGGGAUGGUGGCGAACCCUGCUGCUGUACUCUUUCACCACAACUUUCUCUCACUCCUACUUUCUGUUUCUGUUGUGCCUGUAAUUCAAAGGGUCAGCCUUGUCACACUGUGUCACGCUGAAUCUCCCCGAGAACUACGCUAAGGGUACACGUGUCUGUGGAGUGCUCAGCCACUUGCACGUUAAUUUCACUUGCAGGCUGUUCCGUUGAUCGGAUCAACUGGAACCCUCAACGUCGUAAGCGACGGAGUGCCAACAACAACAACAAAUUUCAGCUGGUGUACAUUCCAGUCUUCAGGUGUCUUGGAUUGUAUUGAAAUUCUGAACCUAACCUUUUAUUUCAUCUGUGAAGGUACACAGUUUUCAUUCCCUUCUCUGUGUUUCGUGACAUGUUUUGUUUCAGUUGAUUUUUUUGUGAAUUACCUCAGUGCCUUGCAUCGUGGAGUAGAUAAAGAUGUUGGUUAAUGCGUUGCAAUCACCAACAGGUUCUGAGUUCAAUCCCAGGCAAAGCAAUAAGAUAUUCACAAAAAAAAGUCCACUGAAGAAAAAAAAUGUCAUGAAACGCAGAGAGCAGAAUAAAAACAAUGUACCCCCAUGGAUCUAAUAAAGAUUCAGGUUCAAAAUUCUAACACAGGUGAGUUCAACACAGAACACCUGAAGAUGGCUGAAGAGCACAACAGCCAAAACUGUAGUGAAAUCUGCAAUCAAGAGAAGGACACCAGUCCACUUAAUAUAAACAGGUAUACAUAACAAAACUGUUUAUUUUUGCAAUCCAGAUUCUAUUCCAUUGUGCCUAUCAAAGAUAUCUGUUGUUUGUUUCCACAACUGGCUUGCAAGACAUGUUAAUAGCAGAGUGAUGCACAUGACCUCUCAACCGGAAACAUGUUGGUAAGCUUGGGAACACACCUCAUGGUACUUUAUGGAAAACAUACAGUAAUCAGGGCUAUUUACAGAGUACAUCUGCUAUGGUGAUCUCAGCCCUCUGUUGAUUCAUUUUCUCUUUCGGCACUUUAUGGUGAAUUUCCUCUAUGGCAUUGGGGUCUUCUAUAUUUGCUAGCACUUUACAGAGCGCUUGUUUUAUGGUGGCCAUUUUUAACCUGCCUCAAUAAUUAAUUAUCACUAAUUACAGCUAAAAAUAAGUGUAUAUAAAUAACAAACAGCAAAUAUCAUGCAUUCAUUCUCUUUCACUUAACAUUUAUUUAUUUAUUGAAUUAAAAAAUAUAUAUACAUAC